This is a messenger RNA of Castor canadensis (American beaver), 5298 nucleotides long. RefSeq names its product semaphorin 6A (gene Sema6a). Gene Ontology annotation, biological process: positive regulation of neuron migration; axon guidance; neural crest cell migration. Gene Ontology annotation, molecular function: chemorepellent activity; semaphorin receptor binding. The record is from RefSeq and is a predicted model, not a curated record. Gene Ontology annotation, cellular component: plasma membrane. NCBI's taxonomy places the organism in Eukaryota, Metazoa, Chordata, Mammalia, Rodentia, Castoridae.
GGAGAGUUCGCUUUGCGCAAUCCAGUCCGGGACUUGGCUCCGCCCGGGAGCGUCGGCCUCUCCGGUGACAGAGGAGUAGUGAGCAGCACGGGGCGAGGCUGCAGCCAACUCCGCUCCCCGCGCACUCUGCUGCCUAGGCGCUCGGGACGCAGCUGCGGCGCUUCUCCGCGGGGCCCCCUGCCCGCCAUGCCCGCGUAGGAGCGUGCGGCAGGGCUACAUCGCCACACCCGGGACGCCGCGCUCUCGGCUGCAGAGCCGGGUCAGAGCAGUGCGCCCCUGCCCCAACCCCCACCCCGCCCCCCGCCCUGAAAUGACUUGUUAAUCGGCGCAGAGAAGCAGCGAGGGGACUCACCGAAGUGGAAGCCAAGUGGAAUUUGAAUUGGGAGAAGAGUUUCUUGAACAUUUGCCCUCGUCCCUGUUGGUUGUUCUUUUUCCUCUCUUUUUUCUUUUUAAAAAUUUUUGGCUUCUUUUUCCCCUCUCCCCUUCCUCUCCUGUCAUUGGAGAUGCGCACAGCUCGCUUGCAUCCCAGAAAGUAGUCGACGCGACUGUUGCCCCCCAAAGAGCCAAGCACACAUGUAGGAAUGACAAAGGCUUUGCAAAGGAGAGAGCGCAGCUCGAGGCCCAGAGAGAUCUCCUGGAUAAUGGAUUACUAAAUGGAAUCCACGCUGUUCCCGUCUGCUCCGAGCCCCGGUCGCCUGCCCGUAGAUGCACCGAAAAGGGUGAAGUAGAGACGGCGUCUCCCUGCUGAACUACUAUGAGGCCGGAAGUCCUGCUGCUCCACCUGACACUGCUGCACUUAGCUGGGGCCGCCUUCCCCGAGGACUCCGAGCCAAUCAGUAUUUCGCAUGGCAACUAUACAAAACAGUAUCCGGUGUUUGUGGGCCACAAGCCAGGACGGAACACCACACAGAGGCACAGACUGGACAUCCAGAUGAUGGUGAUCAUGAACAGAACCCUCUACGUUGCUGCUAGGGACCAUAUUUAUACUGUUGAUAUAGACACAUCUCACACAGAGGAAAUUUAUUGUAGCAAAAAACUGACGUGGAAAUCUAGACAGGCUGAUGUCGACACGUGCAGAAUGAAGGGGAAACAUAAGGAUGAGUGCCACAACUUUAUUAAAGUCCUUCUCAAGAAAAACGAUGACACGUUAUUUGUCUGUGGAACCAAUGCCUUCAACCCUUCCUGUAGAAACUACAAGAUCGAUACUUUGGAACCUUUUGGGGACGAGUUUAGUGGAAUGGCCAGAUGCCCUUAUGAUGCCAAGCAUGCCAACGUUGCACUGUUUGCAGAUGGAAAACUCUACUCGGCCACAGUGACUGACUUCCUUGCCAUUGAUGCUGUCAUUUACAGAAGUCUUGGAGACAGCCCAACCCUGAGGACGGUCAAGCAUGAUUCAAAAUGGUUAAAAGAACCAUACUUUGUCCAAGCAGUGGACUACGGAGACCAUAUCUACUUCUUCUUCAGGGAAAUCGCAGUGGAAUACAACACCAUGGGAAAGGUCGUUUUCCCCAGAGUGGCUCAGGUUUGUAAGAAUGACAUGGGAGGGUCUCAGAGAGUUCUGGAGAAACAGUGGACAUCUUUCCUGAAGGCUCGUCUCAACUGCUCAGUUCCUGGAGACUCUCAUUUUUAUUUCAACAUACUCCAAGCCGUUACAGAUGUGAUUCAUGUUAAUGGCCGUGACGUUGUCCUGGCAACCUUUUCCACACCUUAUAAUAGCAUCCCUGGGUCUGCAGUCUGUGCCUAUGACAUGUGUGACAUAGCCAAUGUUUUCACCGGGAGAUUCAAAGAACAGAAGUCUCCCGAUUCCACCUGGACACCAGUUCCUGACGAGCGAGUCCCUAAACCCAGGCCAGGUUGCUGUGCUGGCUCAUCCUCCUUGGAAAAAUAUGCAACCUCCAAUGAAUUCCCUGACGACACCCUGAAUUUCGUUAAGACGCAUCCCCUCAUGGACGAGGCAGUGCCUUCCAUCAUAAACAGACCCUGGUUCCUGAGAACGAUGGUCAGAUACCGACUGACCAAAAUUGCAGUGGACACGGCUGCUGGGCCAUAUCAGAAUCACACUGUGGUUUUCCUGGGAUCAGAAAAAGGAAUCAUCUUGAAGUUCUUGGCCCGGGUAGGAAACAGUGGUUUUCUGAAUGACAGCCUUUUCCUGGAGGAGAUGAACAUUUACAACCCAGAAAAGUGCAGCUAUGAUGGAGUGGAAGACAAAAGAAUUAUGGGCAUGCAGCUGGACAGAGCAGGUGGCUCUCUGUAUGUUGCAUUUUCUACCUGUGUGAUCAAAGUUCCCCUUGGCCGAUGUGAACGACAUGGGAAGUGUAAAAAAACCUGCAUCGCCUCCAGAGACCCAUAUUGUGGGUGGGUAAAAGAAGGAGAUUCCUGUGCUCAUUUGUCACCCCUCAGCAGACUGAGUUUCGAGCAGGACGUAGAGCGUGGCAAUACGGAUGGCCUGGGAGACUGUCACAAUUCCUUCGUGGCACUGAAUGGGCACGUGAGUUCCCUCUUGCCCAGCACCACCACAUCAGACUCGGCGGCUCGAGAGGGUCAUGAGUCUAGGGGAGGCAUGCUGGACUGGAAGAACCUGCUUGAUUCACCUGGCAGCACAGACCCUUUGGGAGCAGUGUCUUCCCAUAACCAUCAGGACAAGAAGGGAGUGAUCCGGGAAAGUUACCUCAAAGGCCACGACCAACUGGUUCCUGUCACACUCCUGGCCAUUGCUGUCAUCCUGGCUUUUGUCAUGGGGGCCGUCUUCUCGGGCAUCGUGGUGUACUGCGUCUGUGACCACCGGCGCAAGGACGUGGCUGGGGUGCAGCGCAAGGAGAAGGAGCUGGCACACUCGCGCCGGGGCUCUAUGAGCAGUGUCACCAAGCUCAGUGGCCUCUUUGGGGACAGCCAGUCUAAAGAACCGAAGCCAGAGGCCAUCCUCACCCCGCUCAUGCACAACGGCAAGCUCGCCACGCCAGGCAGCACGGCCAAAAUGCUCAUCAAGGCAGAGCAGCACCACCUGGACCUGGCAGCUUUGCCCACACCCGAGUCCACCCCGACCCUGCAGCAGAAGCGCAAACCGGCCCGUGGCAGCCGCGAGUGGGAGAGGAACCAGAACCUCAUCAAUGCUUGUGCCAAGGACAUGCCACCCAUGGGCUCCCCAGUGAUCCCCACCGACCUGCCCCUGCGCGCAUCCCCAAGCCACAUCCCCAGCGUGGUGGUGCUGCCCAUCACGCAACAGGGCUACCCGCACGAGUAUGUGGAGCAGCCCAAGAUGAGCGAGGUGGCCCAGAUGGCCCUGGAUGAGCAGGCAGCCACCCUGGAGUAUAAAACCAUCAAGGAGCAUCUGAGCAGCAAGAGCCCCAACCACGGAGUAAACCUGGUGGAGAACCUGGACAGCCUGCCCCCUAAAGUCCCGCAGCGCGAGGCCUCCCUGGGUCCCCCCGGGACCUCGCUGUCCCAGAAGCGGCUGGAAGUGCACCACACCUCCUCCUACGGCCUUGACUAUAAGAGGAGCUACCCUACGAACUCGCUCACCAGGAGCCACCAGGCCACCACCCUCAAAAGAAACAAUACUAACUCGUCCAAUUCCUCCCACCUCACCAGAAACCAGAGCUUUGGCCGGGGGGACAACCCGCCCCCCGCCCCACAGAGGGUGGACUCGAUCCAGGUGCACAGCCCGCAGCCCUCAGGCCAGGCGGGGACUGUCUCCAGGCAGCCCAGCCUCAACGCCUACAGUUCACUGACCAGGUCCGGGCUGAAGCGAACCCCCUCGCUUAAGCCCGACGUGCCCCCCAAGCCUUCCUUUGCCCCCCUCUCCACAUCCAUGAAGCCCAAUGACGCGUGUACAUAAUCCCGGGGGAGGGGGCGACCAGUGAAUCAGCAGGCAAGGCCAGGCGCCCACAGCGCACCAAGCUUUCCAACUGCUCGAGUGUGCACCUGACCAAGAUGGCCCGUGGCAGAGCUGAGGACACUGGGUCCUCCUCUCUGGGACACAGGGGUACUCUGGAAAAUGGGGCCACGUGGUUUGGUGAAGGUUUUGCAACCGCGGGGCUCACCUCUCCCAACACACUACAGCAGGUCGGACCCCCAAAAAACUUCAGUAUCAUCACAAACAUGAGCCAAAAGCACAUCCCCACCCCAUCUUCUCAUGCACACAGACACAUGCACACACACACACACACACAUAUGCACAUGACACACACAUGCACACAACACACCCACCCAUACCCACAACCCUCGCAGAAGUGAACUGCAGCCUUUUGUCCAUGACUGCACAGGGGCGUUGCCAAACUUGGGCUAGCGUUCCAAACUGCAAAACACAGAUACACUUUUAAAAAUCAUGAAAAUUUCAAAAAGACAAAAAAAGAAUUCAUUGACAAUUCUAACUGAGACUUUUAACAAUGGCAGAAGUUUACUAUGCGCAGAUACUGUGAAACGCCCACCAGUGUUACAUACAGCUUUCUGUUCUAGCAGAUAAAUAAAUCCCACGUGGGGCCACUGUGUCAUAGGUUUCUGCCCCUCUCUUUUAAUGAAAUAACGCGACCGUUAACGCAAGUAACUCUAUUUAUUGUUCACCCUCUUUUUCCUUAAGGAAAGAACUCUUCCAUGCAUCCUCCUAUGAACAGCUCUUCUGAAACCCAUUGAAAGUUAAACUAUUUAACGUGAAAUCCAUUAACUGGAAUAAUUGAGUUUCUUUAUUUUUACAAUAAAUUCACUGAGUAAGUAAGAUGGAGCUGGAAUUCUGAGCUUUCUGUUUGGACUGUCUGGUCGGUAGCUAACGGAAACUGUUAAGAGGGGGAUAUUUAUUUAAAUCAACCAGUUAAUUUGUUGAUCAGGUCUCUGGUCUCUAACAUGCAAAAAAAAUUAAUGUUUAAAAGUCCUUCCAGAUCCUAACUUCUAAAGCAACCAGGAGAGAAGCUUCUAGAAUGGCACGUUGUGUCCCUCUGCCUCCAACAUGGCUUUGUCAGUGGUUCCUACUUUCUGUGAAGGCACCAACUUUCAAUACCCCCAUCUCAUUUCACCUUGCAUGUGAGACAGCAAGCCAAAUCCACAAACGGUGUGAACUAAUUAAUAUGCUGGCUGCUACCUUGCAUAAAUUAAUGGUUUGCUCACACGGGUUCUUCGUGGGGUUACAUCUGUGAAUAGCCUGUUUUCCACACUGUAAAUUUGUGCCUUACACCCUGAGUUGUGUACACUUGUAAACUGUCAUUAUGAUCAUUUCCCCCUUUUCUUUUUGAAAUAAAUAUUUAUUUAAUCCUCCCUCCCCCCUCCUCCACCCUCUCUCCAUCCCUCUGGAAGAUUGAGUCAAGCAGA